AUGCGUCCACUAACUGAUGAGGAGAUGGAAACUUUCUUUGAUAAACUUACCAAGUAUAUUGGCAAGAAUGUCAAGCAAUUAAUUAACGAUAAAUACUCUUUCCGAUUUCAUAAAGAUAAGGUUUUCUACAUGAGUAAUCAAGUAUUACAAUUUGCUGAAAACAUUACAUUUGAAAGGCUGAAAACUGUGGGAGUUUGCUUUGGUAGAUUUUCCAAAUCUAAAAAGUUUAAACUUGAAGUAACUUGUUUGGAUUAUAUUGCUCAAUAUGCCGAGUAUAAAGUUUGGGUUAAACCUCAAGCAGAACUUUCAUUCCUCUAUGGUAAUCACAUUUUGAAGACUGGUUUGGGUAGAAUGACUGAAGAUUGUCCACAAUAUCAAGGUGUUGUUGUUAUGAAUAUGAAUGAUGUUCCAUUAGGUUUUGGUGUAGCUGCAAAGUCGACGGAUGAAUGUAGAUAUGUUAAACCAACAGAUAUCGUAUGUUUCCACCAAGCUGAUGUUGGUCAAUAUUUGAGAGAUGAAGAUAGCUCUUCCAUGUUCUAA
Messenger RNA from Naegleria gruberi, 540 nucleotides. RefSeq lists its product as uncharacterized. Gene Ontology annotation, biological process: ribosomal large subunit biogenesis; ribosome assembly. Gene Ontology annotation, molecular function: RNA binding. The transcript has a single exon. Gene Ontology annotation, cellular component: nucleus; preribosome, large subunit precursor; nucleolus. The coding region runs from base 1 to 540 and encodes 179 amino acids. The record is from RefSeq and is a predicted model, not a curated record. Lineage: Eukaryota; Heterolobosea; Eutetramitea; Acrasida; Naegleriidae.